AAACCACUCUUUUCUUCCCCAUUUUCCAUUUUUAGCUCUACAAUCUCCAAAAAAAAUCAAAUCAGUGACAGAAAAAAAACCCCAUUUCAAAGAUUCAAUCUUGGUCUGUAAAAUCUUGAAAUUUUCUUGAAAAAUUCGAUCAGUGAUUAGAAAAAACGAAACCCCAUUUGUAAUCUUCAAUGGCUCCUACACCAUCAUCAAAGAAUCAUACAACUCCGACUCCGUCAUCAAAAUUGCACCAGACCCAUGUAAAUUCAAGAACCCCACAGUCCAAGCAUCGUCUGAAUUUCAACUCAGCAAAACCCUCACCAAACCCUAAUUCUACAGCAAUGAAAGAAGGGGGUCCACCUCCCGAGCACCCGGUAGAGGUUAUUGGUAGGAUUCGUGAUUACCCGGAUAAAAAGGAGAAACCUUUAUCAGCAUUGCAAGUGAAUUCUGACUGUCGGUCCCUACGUGUUAGGACUGAUAUAGGGUAUAGGGAUUUUACUCUUGAUGGUGUGUCGUUAUCCGAAGAAGAAGAUCUUGAUGAGUUUUAUAAGAAAUUUGUUGAGUCAAGAAUUGAUGGGGUGAAAUUAGGGGAUAAAUGUACUAUAAUGAUGUAUGGACCAACUGGUGCUGGUAAGAGUCAUACUAUGUUUGGGAGUGUUAAGCAGCCUGGAAUUGUGUAUAGGUCAUUGAAGGAUAUAUUGGGUGAUGGAAAUGAAGAAAAUGAUGAAAAUAGUGAGAAGAAGGUUGGUGUUGGCACAUUUGUUCAUGUUACUGUGUUGGAGAUUUAUAAUGAGGAGAUUUAUGAUUUGUUAUCGACGACUAAUGGUGGUGGAGGAUUUGCUUUUGGUUGGUCCAAGGCCUGUGCUUCCAAGGUGAAGCUGGAAGUUAUAGGUAAAAAGGCCAAAAAUGCAACUUUUAUUUCAGGGACUGAAGCUAUAAAGAUAUCGAAAGAGAUCCAAAAAGUAGAGAAGAGAAGAAUAGUAAAGAGUACUCUGUGUAACGAGAGGAGCUCUCGGAGCCACUGCAUGAUAAUCCUUGAUGUUCCAACAGUGGGAGGGCGACUAAUGCUUGUCGAUAUGGCCGGUUCUGAGAAUAUUGAACAAGCUGGUCAAACUGGUUUGGAAGCAAAAAUGCAGACUGCGAAAAUCAACCAGGGAAACAUUGCAUUGAAAAGGGUUGUUGAGUCCAUUGCUAAUGGUGAUUCUCAUGUGCCAUUUCGUGAUAGCAAGUUAACCAUGCUAUUACAGGACUCUUUCGAGGAUGACAAGUCCAAAAUUCUUAUGAUACUAUGUGCAAGUCCAGAUCCUAAAGAGCUCCACAAGACUAUCUCCACUCUGGAAUAUGGUGCCAAAGCAAAGUGCAUUGUACGUGGUCCUCAUACGCCAUUGAAGGAGAAAGGUACAGAGGAUUCUUCAUCGACAGUUAUCUUGGGAUCAAGGAUUGCCGUUAUGGAUCAGUUCAUCUACAAGCUUCAGAUGGAGAACAAGCUGAAAGAGAAAGAGCGUAAUGAAGCUCAGAAAGAGCUUAUGAAGAAAGAAGAAGAAAUGGCUACACUAAGGGCCAAACUGGAGUUAGUACAAGGAAAGGGAAUGGAGAUAACCGAGGAGCAGAUCAAUCUUAAAGUAAACGAGCGAACUCAGAUGUUGAAGAGUGAGUUGGAAAAGAAGAUACAAGAAUGUCAGAAAAUGGCUAAUGAAAUUGUUGAAAUGGAGAGGAGGAAGAUGGAAGAAAGAAUGUUCCAGCAGCAACAAGAAUUUGAAAUGCUCCGGAGGCGCUUGGAGGAUAUGGAAGCUGAGCUUCACCGCUCUAGGGCUGAAAGUGGAUCAAUGGAGGAAAAUACUUUCGCGAAAAGGCUACAGGAGAUUUACUCCGAAGAUGCAGGAAUGGUAAAGUCUAUGGAUUUGGACAGAUCAAUUGAUAUGGAUGUUGGAAAGCGGGAUGUACUGGUCUAUAAACCUGAAGGCAAUACUUUCCAAGCAAUCUCGGGUUAUCCUAUCAUAAGCAAUUUAGGAGAAGUUGAAGAUCCACUUUUCACCAAUAAAAGUAGCUUGAGCACUGUAUUUGAAGAGGAGGAAGAAGGUGAUGAUGAAGGAGAUACAGAGAAUCCCCCCGUCGAUGAGGAGGUGCAGAAGGAGGUCAUUGAGGAAAAAACAAUAUGCUCUGGUCUGCUUGAUCAUGAUAUGAGUUGUUUGAGACCAGAUCCUGAUCAUUUCAGUGAUUUAUGCAAGGACAGUGAUGUUUGUAUGGGUGCAGCCCCUUCUAGGCAAGCACUUAUUCAGAACAUUUUCACACUCUGUGGCAAUUAUAGAGAGCUUUCUCAGCAUAGUGUAAGCCCAGUGCCUGCACAGAAGAAUUUGGAAGAUACUGAUUCUUCAGUACCAACAGUUAAGACAAUCAGAGAGGAUUACGCAUCUGUGCUUGCUGCAGAAGGUUUGUCCAAUGAUCUUUUGCCAUUAUGUAAUCCCGAGACCAUAAAAAAGUCACCAGUUAAUCAGACAAGAAUGUUUAAGAGCUCUUAUGAUAAAGAAAAUGAUUCAAAGGAGAACUUUAAUCCUACUUCUGGCAAUCUCGAAGUCCACGUGAAGUGGGAAGCUGCAUCAAAAGAGAAUCCUGGUGUAGCAACCACGGUAAACGUUGGCAAAGAUUCAUCCUUAGCUGAUCUGCGCAAACUGAUUGAGAUAAACCUCGGUGCUGACAGUUCAUUCACUUUCCUUGCAAUAGGGGAUCCAUCUGGUGCCCCGAUGCCUAAAGAACAGGAGGUAGUCACACCAGUGAGUAAGCUUCCAAAAUGCAACAACUUCUCACGUGGUCACUUAGCUUACUUACGCCCAGUGAAGGGAACACAACGGUUCAAUCACUUGCCAUUUACUCCACUGGAAAAUAUGCUUCCAUUGACUCCAAAGUCACAUAUCAAAGAAGUAGGUACUGGACUUUCUCCCAAAGUAGGAGAACAUCUGAGUAGAACACCUUUUGUAACUGUCAAACGAUAUCUAAAUGAGUGUUAGUUGAUAUGCGCGUAUGAGUUUGUGUGAAUCAUGUAUGUAAUCACGCGACCAUUAUGAUAUUUUUUGCUCUUGAGUACAUCGCAUAUGUACUCAUAUUGGAUGAUUGAUUUAC
Molecule: messenger RNA, 3105 nt
Organism: Solanum stenotomum
Lineage: Eukaryota; Viridiplantae; Streptophyta; Magnoliopsida; Solanales; Solanaceae
Product: kinesin-like protein KIN-10A
Exons: 6
Coding region: 180-2993 (937 amino acids)
Biological process (GO): microtubule-based movement
Cellular component (GO): microtubule; kinesin complex
Molecular function (GO): ATP binding; microtubule motor activity; ATP hydrolysis activity
Source: RefSeq, a predicted model, not a curated record